This is a messenger RNA of Acytostelium subglobosum LB1, 1557 nucleotides long. RefSeq lists its product as hypothetical. The record is from RefSeq and is a predicted model, not a curated record. NCBI's taxonomy places the organism in Eukaryota, Evosea, Eumycetozoa, Acytosteliales, Acytosteliaceae. Gene Ontology annotation, biological process: acetate metabolic process. The annotation marks the transcript as partial. The transcript has a single exon. Gene Ontology annotation, molecular function: acetyl-CoA hydrolase activity; acetate CoA-transferase activity. Gene Ontology annotation, cellular component: mitochondrion.
AUGUCAGCAUUAUUAAAGAGUAGGAUUGCAAGGACAAGCCUUUUAAAAAAGAUUGUACCAAAUGUAGAGGAUAUCAUUCCAAUGUUUAAGAAUGGACAGAGUAUUGGAUGGUCAGGAUUUGGAGGAACAAACUAUCCUAAAAAGGUACCGAUUGCAUUGGCCGAUCAUGUAGAGAAGAAUAAGUUGCAAGGAAAGUUACGAUUCAAUCUAUAUGUUGGUGCAUCAACUGGUGAAGAGACAGAGGAUCGUUGGGCAUCACUCGAUAUGAUCGAAAGACGCUAUCCACAUCAAGUCGGUAGCAGGUUACGCAAGGCCAUCAACUCUGGACGUAUGCAGUUUGCCGAUGCCCAUCUUGGAAUGUUUGCCGACGACAUUGACAAGGGUUACUACACAAACGGUCGACUAAAGAUGGAUGUUGUAAUAGUGGAGGCAACAGAGAUCCUGGAGGAUGGAGGUAUUGUGUUGGGAUCAAGUGUUGGCAUGGCUCCAGAGUUGGUCAGUAUGGCAGACAAGAUAAUCAUCGAACUCAACACAGGUAUGCCAUCAUACAAGGGAGCGCAUGACAUUACGAGGAUCGCCGGUCCACCCAGCACCAAGCCAUUCCAGGUGACAAGAGUCGAUGAUCGUAUUGGUACCAUCGCCAUACCGUGUGACUCUGAAAAGGUUGUGGCCAUUGUCGAGUCCCAGCUCCCAGACAGCACGCCAGAGUCAUCAGGUGAGGACGAGAUGUCCAAGGCCAUCGCACAACAUAUCAUCCAGUUCCUAAAGAGUGAGAUUGAUCGUGGACUCAUGCCAAGCAACCUAUUCCCAAUCCAGUCGGGCAUUGGAAACAUUGCCAACGCUGUGAUUGGAGGUAUUAGCAAGGGCCCAUUCGAUCAUGUCAACGUAUGGACUGAGGUGAUCCAAGAUACCUUCCUGGACUUUUUCGAGAAUGGCAAACUCAACUAUGCCUCGACAACAUCGUUGAGAUUCUCUCAAGAUGGUUUCCAACGAUUGUAUGAUCACUGGAAGUUGUACUCUUCAAAGUUUAUCCUGCGCAAUCAAUCAAUCUCAAACAGUGCCGAGUUGAUCAGACGUCUAGGAGUGAUAUCAAUGAACACACCAGUGGAGUUUGACAUCUAUGGCCACGCCAACUCCACCUGUGUGCUCGGCUCCAAGAUGUUGAAUGGUAUCGGUGGCAGUGGCGACUUUAACCGAAACGCUCGCAUAUCAAUCAUGCACGCCCCAUCAGCACGUCCAACAAAGUCUGACCCACUGGGUAUCACCAGUGUCGUUCCAUUCUGUUCACACAUUGAUCACACCGAGCAUGAUAUUGACAUCUUUGUCACAGAGCAGGGCCUGGCCGAUGUCAGAGGUCUCAGUCCAACUGAACGCGCCAUCAAGAUCAUAGAACGUUGUGCUCACCCCGUCUACAAACCCAUCUUAAUGGACUACUUCAAGACCUCGCAACAAAUCUGUGUCAAGAAAGGAAUGGCCCAUGAGCCACAUCAACUAGACAAGUGUUUCAAGAUGUAUCAGCAUCUUCAAGAGAAAGAUACCAUGAGGAUAGACAAGUGG